This is a messenger RNA of Magnusiomyces paraingens, 801 nucleotides long. RefSeq lists its product as uncharacterized. Gene Ontology annotation, biological process: regulation of transcription by RNA polymerase II. Gene Ontology annotation, molecular function: RNA polymerase II cis-regulatory region sequence-specific DNA binding; transcription coregulator activity. The transcript has a single exon. Lineage: Eukaryota; Fungi; Ascomycota; Dipodascomycetes; Dipodascales; Dipodascaceae. Bases 1 to 801 code for a protein of 266 amino acids. Gene Ontology annotation, cellular component: core mediator complex; mediator complex. The record is from RefSeq and is a predicted model, not a curated record.
AUGCAACUCAACGUUCAAGAACACGUUGUCUCUGGAGGCCCGCCCCAGGUUGGCCCUCAGAAGCCAAUGCACCUAGAUUCUCAAGGGAAUAUGGUACUCAUGGCUGAAGAAUACCAUGCGGACAUGUCUGCGAUUCCCAUCAACGCUCUGGAGUUUUUGCGAUUGAAGCUGACCCAGUUAACCCACAGUCUCAACAUGAUGCACGCACUUCUACUCAAACCCGUACUACCGCCAUGGCCCAAUCUGCAUGCCCAGUUUAAUGUGAUUUUGAAACAACUUAUGUCUUUAAGUGAGACGCUGGCACACUACCGUGAUAUUCUGGCUCGCACAGUUGUAUACCCCUUACCUUCGUUUCCUUUAAUAACACAGGGCGCAUCGUUACGCUCUUUACUGCGGAAAAAGGCCACACCUGAAGUUGAAGAAUGGAUUGCUAAUGCACGUACGCUUGCACAAGAGAGCGGUGUUCAAGUUACUGCAGACGAGGAGUUUUCAGCGUUUGCUGCCGCGACUGUAGAGGAAGAGCUCAAGAAACAUAGAUGGAACGGGUUUCUAACCCGUGAGCAGGUUGAGCGAGGUGAACGAGAUCCAGGAAUCAAACUCAAACAGACCCCUCAGCAGCAAAAUCGUACAGCUAGUGGUGCUCCAUUCCGUGGAUUACCUACAGCCAAUAACGGACCUGGACAGCCACGAUUAGGAAGCUUGGGGCCGCCGUCACAACGGACCUACGAAGACGGUGGAUGGACUAUUGAGCGUGUAAUUGAUUUUAUGGCGGCCGGACCGCCUGAGAUUCCAAAAACAUGA